CCGCGCCUUAGUCUGCCCUUCGCCGAGGUAUGAGGAUACCGUGGUCCGUUGUGCACCUUACUUAAGCGGUCCUUGCUAUUGAUAUCAACAUACUGUGUACAGGAUUAUUGUUUCCUCCAACCAGGGACCAACUUAUGCGGCAUAACGGCUUGCUGUGAGCGGUUGUGACACUGGAUUGUUUGCAAGCGCGGAGUGUUGGGGCGUCCGUCAACUGUGCGCUAGCUGUGCUGCCACGGAUUAUUUGCCGGUUGUUUUCGUGAACGGAUACGUUACGUUUGGCUACGAGUGUUCUGUGUUGAAAGCUUCUUGUGCCGAUUGCAACGGCAGCGUGUGACUCACGAUCAAGUUUCUUGAACAGCUGCAUCGAGCAAGCGAGGGCUACCGGCCGCAUACCACGGCGUCCUCCGUUGUUCGCUGAGCAUCCUGGGAAAGGAGGUGCUCGCUCUCUCCCGUGCACUGACCUUGCUUCGACUUGCACCACCCUGUCUUGAAGGUGCUCACUUGGUGAAAUCUUCGGCGAUUGUCUACUAGCUCAACUUGGAUUACAUUUGGAUUUGUCGUCUCCUUGUUUCCGUUCGUUGCGUACGUGGGCUUCUCUUUGUGAUUUUGGUGGUUUUGUCGGAUACCGUUUCAGCGUGCACAAGUGACUCAUCGUGGCUCCGUGUACGGUCUACUAAACCCGGAUUUACGGCAAAGCUGAUUGGAUCGAUGAAGUUACUCAUAUUACCAAGAACCAGUCAAGGUUGAGGGGCUCCUGCCUCCCCUCGCAUCCUUGCCCAUGAAGAAACGGGACAAGUGGAGGGGGUCGCGGCCGCUCUUUCCCCCGGGCUUGGGACCCCCCACGGGUGGAGGUACUGCAACCCUGCUAUGGGUCCUGUUGUUGGUCCUUGUGUCCUCGGCGGCGGCGGCGCCCAAGAACAGCACGGCUCAGGAGCUGAAGGACGGAAGGGCAGAGUAUGUCUCCUUCUCGGACAAUGCAACGGAGAAGUUCCUCCACUUGACAGUCAGCGACUACACAGGACAUGUGUAUGUAGGAGCUGUCAACUACAUCUACCAGCUGUCAUCCAAUCUGCAGCUACUUGUCAAAGUGAGAAUGGGCCCCGAAGACGACGAUCCAGGCUGUCCCGUCACUCGACACUGCCCGUCCAUUACCAAGAAGAAGACAGACUAUUACAACAAGGCCCUGGUCAUCGACUACAUCCAGAGCAGACUCAUAUCCUGCGGAUCGCUCUUUCAAGGCGUCUGCACCGUACAUCGCCUGGAUAACAUCUCUGACGCCAGGACUCCCGCCAACGAGUCUGUGGUCGCCAACAAUGCGACGGCCUCUACGGUUGCCUUCAUCGCCACGGGGCCGCCACAGCUCUCUCGUAUGCACGUCCUGUACGUAGGCGUCUCGUACACCGGCAACGGACCGUACCGGUCGGACGUUCCCGCCGUGUCCUCUCGCAGCUUGGACUUGACCAACGAUACUUUCUCCAUUGCCGUUACCGGCGUCAGCACGGGGACGAAAGUGUUUGUCAACAGUUUAGCGCGAGAAGUGUUUCCCAUAACUUAUAUCUACGGGUUUAGCUCUAAAGAUUUUUCCUACUUCCUCACCGUUCAGAAGAAGUCCACCGAGGAACCCAAGCCGUACAUCUCAAAGCUCGUGAGGAUAUGCCAGAAGGACGUUCAUUACUAUUCCUACACCGAGGUGGAGCUAGUGUGUCGCGAGCCAGAGGGCAUCCAUUACAACCUGGCCCAGGCGGCCUUUGUGGGCAAGCCUGGCUCGGAGCUGGCCAUGUCGUUGGGCAUCACCGCUCAGGACGACGUGCUUUUUGUGGUGUUUGCGAAAAGCCGGGACGAGACGGACGUGUACAACAGACCGGACUCCAAGUCGGCCCUCUGUGUGUAUGCCUUGACGGCGGUGCAUAGGAAGUUCACGCAGAACAUCAACAAUUGUUUCAACGGAUCUGGUGUGCGCGGAUUGGACUUUAUUAAUCCCAGCAACCAAUGUCAUCAUACGCAAGUCCAAAUCAACGACGACUUUUGCGGGAUGGACGUGAAUACUCCGCUGGACGGUAGCAUGCCCAUCGUGGCCAGUCCAGUGCUCAACUACACGAACGUCCUGCUCACUUCCGUCGCUGCCGUCUCGACGCACGACUACACCGUCGUCUUCAUGGGCACGGCCACAGGACACCUGAAGAAGGCCGUUGUCGAGUCUGCCACCUACGCCAACGAGUACAGCGACAUCGUCAUUGAGGAGGGCAAGGCCGCGAACGCCGACAUGCUGUUCGACAAGAAGCUGAAGUUCCUCUACGUCAUGACUGAACGGAAGGUCACCAUGGUGAACGUACAGGAAUGCCAUCAGUACAAGUCCUGCAAUGGCUGUUUAGGAGCUAAGGAUCCUUACUGUGGCUGGUGUUCUCUAGAAAAUAAGUGCAGUUUAAGAAGUGAAUGUGCCGAAGCUGCCCAAGAUCCUCUGUACUGGCUUUCGUACAAAAGUGGCAAAUGCACCACCAUUGACAGCGUGCAGCCGGAACAGAUACAGAGGACAACUGCCCGUAUAUUGACGUUAGUGAUCAGCAACCUGCCAGUGCUGGAAGGAAACUUCGUGUGCUCCUUUAGCGUACUAAACAAAGUAUUGGAGACAAACGCGACUCGAUCUGCCCAGGGAGUCACCUGCGCCACACCGCACACGGACUCCCUCCCUCCAAUCCCACCUGGCCAACAUCAUUUCACGGCGAAACUCUCCGUGAAGAUGAAGAGCAAUCCAGACUUUGUUGCCACAAACUUCACCUUUUAUGACUGCAGUACUUAUACUUCGUGCACACAGUGUGUAUCUAGUCCAUUUCCAUGUGAUUGGUGCGUCGGCGGUCAUCGCUGUACGCACGACACCGGGGAGAACUGCCGCAACGACAUUCUGGUUACCGGGGUGUCGAGUGUAGGUCCUAGUAUUCGUUCAGGCCCUGGCUUUUGUCCGAGGAUUAAUGCCACCACUGGGACAUCGACCGAAAUACUCGUCCAGAUGGGCAUCAACAAGCGCAUCCCAGUCAAGGUGGAAAACAUUCAGCCGUUCAUUGCGUCAACACGGUUUGUGUGCCAGUUCAAUAUCGAAGGCCGAGUGAAGCAAGUCAACGCGCAGUUGCUUGGCGACAUCAUCUACUGUGACAGCAUGAAGUUUGUGUAUGGAGCACCUACUCCAAACAUCACAGCGGCAUUUGCUGUCAUCUGGGAAGGGAGCAAGCCCUUGGACAAUCCAGAAAAUAUCCACGUCUUGGUUUACCGGUGCGAGAACAUGUCCGAGAAUUGUGGCAUGUGCCUGGAGCUUCCUGAGAAGUACGCUUGUGGCUGGUGUCAAGAGAGCAACAUGUGCAAAGUCCAGGACCAGUGCGACGACCACACCACCAAGUGGCUGGAGCGCACGCAAACGUGUCCAGACCCGCAAAUAACAGAGAUCUUCCCCACUUCUGGACCAUGGGAAGGUGGUACCAAUAUCAGCAUCAAGGGUAUUAACCUGGGCAGAGUGUUCAAGGAUAUCCAGAACGGGGUCGUCAUUUCCCAGGAGGUACACAGCGUCUCUUUGGCGCAGAUACCCUGCAUUCCCCACGAAGAUCUCUAUGUCAAGACUUCCAGAAUUGUGUGCGAGAUUGAAAGUCCUCGGAACCUGACGACCAGCCCUUCAAGCGGGACCAUUUCGGGACCCGUGGUUGUCAAGGUGCUCAACGAUUAUGUCGCGAAGUCGAAGCAGAAUUAUUCUUUUGUGCAUCCGCGAAUCACGUCUAUUAAUCCGAGCAAAGGGCCCAGAUCGGGAGGAACCCGGCUGAUGAUCUGGGGUCUCCACAUGGACGCUGGCAGUCAUGCAGAAGCAUACGUCGGGGGAAUGCCGUGCCACAUUAUCAACCGAGAACCGAACGUGGUAGAAUGCAAUACGAGCGCAUCGGGAGUGUACCACGAGGGAAAAGUACGCGUCAAAUUCGACAAGGGCCUGCGAACGUUCGAAGACUACGUCUACCUCUACGUAGAGGAUCCCAUCAUCGACCACGUCGAGUCCGGCUCGGCCGGACAGAAAGGGGUCCCUCGUGGAAUUCCGAGUGGGGGCAUAACUGUGACGGUGCGAGGGAAAAACCUGAAUGCUGUGCAGGAGCCCAUGAUGUAUAUCACUCUGGACGGUGAAGAACACUACAGUAGAUGUAUCCCUGACUCCGCGCAACAAAUGAAGUGCAAAAGCCCAACGGUGCCGAAGGACAAGCUCCGCUUCAGCAGCGGCGACGGCCCGAUGGAGCUCGAAUAUGGGUUCCGCAUGGACAACGUGCAGCGGGUGCGCGACCUGAGCGCCACCAAGGGCUUCCCAAAGUUCCAGAUGUUCCCAGACCCGGAGUAUUUCCAGUUCACGGAGAAAGACCAGAUCAAGUACUACAAAAGUGACUACCUCACCAUCAAUGGGAACAACCUGGACCGCGCCUGCCAGGAGUCCGACGUGAUCGUCCGUAUUGGGACCAGCUUCUGUAAUGUAACUUCGCUGUCUCGAGUACAGUUGACGUGCAGGCCUCCCACAGACCAGCCUCCUGCUCAGGACAAGAAUGGAAAUCCCGACCGGGGCCAGAUACCGCAAGUUAUUGUGGAGGUAGGAGACAAGCUCAAGUUCACCAUCGGCCAGCUGAGCUACGACGUCCCAGCGGGACCCGACAGCGCUCUGCCACGACCCGUCAUCAUCGGAGUCACGGCUCUCGGCGCCUUCUUGUUGAUCGCUGUUAUCUUCAUCUUGAUUGCAUAUCGACGGAAGUCAACCGAGAGCAGCAGGGUGCUCAAAACCAUGCAGGAGCAAAUGGAUGUGCUGGAGCUCAGAGUCGCCAGCGAGUGCAAAGAAGCCUUUGCCGAGCUACAGACAGAAAUGACAGAUUUGACCAGUGACAUGACAGCGGGUGGAAUUCCUUUCCUGGACUACAAGGCUUACACCAUGAAGGUCCUAUUUCCCAGCGCAGAGGACCACCCCGUACUAAAAGAAAUGCAGGUUGAUCCGGUGAAGAAGCAGUACAUGGAGAAAGGCCUCUGGCAGUUUGGCCAGCUAGUCAUGAACAAAACAUUCCUGCUGCUUUUCAUCAGGACACUAGAAUCCAACCGAUACUUUUCCAUGAGAGACAGAGUUAGUGUGGCAUCACUGAUUAUGGUUACCCUCCAAGGCAGAAUGGAGUACUGCACAGACAUCCUCAAGACCCUGCUCGCCGAGCUGAUUGAGAAGUGCAUAGAAGGGAAAAGCCAUCCAAAACUGCUUUUACGAAGAACUGAGUCUGUAGCAGAGAAAAUGCUUUCAGCUUGGUUUACAUUCCUACUGUACAAGUUCCUACGGGAAUGCGCUGGUGAGCCAUUGUUUGUGCUCUAUCGAGCCAUCAAGCAGCAGGUGGACAAGGGUCCUGUCGAUGCAAUCACCAGCGAAGCUCGGUACUCACUCUCGGAAGAGAAACUUAUACGUCAGUCCAUCGACUAUAAGAGCAUGACUGCGUACGUAUCAAUAGCACAGUUGAGCUCCUACAUGACUCCCAUGGAACCGUUUGGGGACAAUUGCGACGCUCCAGUCAAGGUUCUGGACUGUGACACGGUGUCUCAGGUGAAAGAGAAGGGACUUGAUGCCAUCUACAAGAACACACCCUACUCACAGAGGCCCAGCAAGGAGGGCUUAGACCUCGAAUGGAAGGCAGGCAACACAGGGAGGCUGAUUCUUUCCGAUGAGGAUUCAACUACAAAGGGAGAAGGCGAGUGGAAGAGACUCAACACUCUCGCUCACUACAAGGUUGGAGAUGGAGCCAGUCUGACCUUGGUUCCCAAGCAAUCUUCAAUGUAUAACCUCUCCAUCAUGUCCGAGAAGAUGGAUAAGCACAAAUAUGAAACCCUCAACUUCUCGUUGAAGACAAGCCCCCCACUAAGCCGCGCCACGUCACCGUUGAACCAUGACCCGGAGACCGGCUACAAGUACUGGCAUCUAGUGAAACACCAUGAUGGUGAAAACAAAGAAGGGGAAAGGGGCAAUAAGAUGGUGUCUGAGAUUUACCUGACAAGGCUUCUAGCAACAAAGGGCACACUGCAAAAAUUUGUGGAUGAUCUGUUUGAGACCAUCUUCAGCACGGCACAUCGGGGAAGUGCACUUCCGCUUGCCAUCAAGUACAUGUUUGACUUCCUAGACGACCAGGCGCUGCAACAUGGCAUCACAGAUCCAGAGGUGGUCCACACGUGGAAGUCCAAUAGUUUGCCUCUUCGUUUCUGGGUGAACUUGAUCAAGAACCCGAACUUCGUAUUUGACAUAGUCAAGUCCAACAUAGUGGACUCCUGCCUGUCGGUGGUGGCUCAGACCUUCAUGGACGCGUGUUCUACGUCCGACCACAGGCUGGGCAAGGACUCACCCAGCAGUAAGCUGCUCUAUGCCAAAGACAUACCUGUCUACAAGGACUGGGUCGAGAGGUAUUACCAAGAUAUCAAAAAUAUGCCUGCCAUAAGUGACCAAGACAUGAAUGCCAUGCUCGCGGAAGAGUCGAGGCUUCAUGCCCAUGAGUUCAACACUAAUGUCGCUCUACAUGAGCUGUACAAGUAUGCCUACAAGUACACAGACCAAUUGAUUCAGACACUAGAAGAAGACGAGUUCUCGCAGAAGAACCGGCUCGCCUGGAAGUUGAACCAGGUGAACGCCAUCAUGAACGGAGAGUCAGAAGCGUGACGCUCACACUGGCAUUCGGUGGAUGUGUGACACGACGGAGCCUUCUGCAGUGAACACCCACCCAUCCAACAAACAAACCUAGGAACUGCAACAACAAAGCAAACAUAGAUGGAAGGCGAGAAAGGAAUAGGCGAAUCUCCUCCUCCCGACACCCUCCAUUGCUCGAUUAAUUGAUGAGUUCGUUCGUAUGCUUCUUUUUUUUUUUUUAAUUUGUUGCGUCAUACCUUCACUGUUUGCCAGGCCUUCAGUUGUCGCGCUCCUCCCCUGUUUAGUGGCGGAGCAAGCAGACUUUCGUUAGCGGAGUGUUGUGAGAACAACUUGUGCGCAACUUUACCUCGUCUCGAGUAGAGCAUCGUGCAUUCCUCAUCUCUUUUUUUUUUCUCUCUCUCUCUCUCUUUUAUCCUUGCAUUUGAGUUUGACAGAUCAGUUAUGCCUCCUGUUUUUCACCCCAUUUUUUUAAAAUGUCCUUUUACUUUGAUAGUUCUUAGCUCUGUCAUUUUAUAUUCCUCGCAGUGGAAAGUGUCUGCAUCAUGUCGCUUGACACGUCUCCUUCCAUUCCUAUUCUCACGUGCAAAGCUUUCUUCUUGGAAUCUGUGUUGUUGUUUUCUUUUUUUUUUCUUCUUCUUCUUUUGUGAAGGACAAGGAAACUAGCUUUUUGCGUGCAAGCGGACAAAAACGUUGUCUCACAUCGCCAUACAUAUAUAUUUUGAGGUAGAAUACACGAGCGUAUCUACGUGCACGUUUCUCGACAUGUCUCGAGGCAACACGUUUGAAGACACUGGGGCGACGGAGACGGACGCUGGCGUGUCGCUUUUUCAUCCCCCCUUCACUGAAAACUGUGAUUGAUCGAAGACAAGAUGCCACCUUUUGUGUUGUGUGUGUAUGUGUGUGCGUGCGUGUGUGUGCAUGCGUGCUGGAGAAGAACGUCGUACUGCUACUCAACAUAUCAACGUGUGUCGACCACUUCAGUCGCGCGCCAUGGCUGGAGACUGUGGCACGCGCCAAAGAGCAAAAAAGAAAAGAAGAAAACAAAAAGGAAGCAAGGGACUAAGUGCUGCAGAAACGAGAGAGGACAUGGGAGAGUUUGGGACCUCUUCGGACAGAUUUGGCACCGUGUACCUUUCAAUUUGUGUGAUGCAGUGUGCACAAGGAGGAAAAGCAUCGUGUGGGACGAACUCGUACUGAGAGAACAAGCGAUCGUUUUUUUUUUCGCGUUGCUUGUGGACUGUGUAAGGUGCUGCUACUAUUAUCAGUGCCUUUUUGUGACUUUCUUUUUUGCUACUGUUCAUUGUUUCCUGUUAUGUUUCCAUCAUUUUCUUUCAUGUUAGAACGCAUCUGAAUGCCAGGCACGUUGCACACACGAUGGCGCAUUUCUUUUCGUGUACAUCUAUCGAGGCCACAAGAAGGUUGCGUAACGUUUCCUUAAAAAUCUCAUUUUCAUUCCUCUGUUGUCAUUGAAACCAGACUGUUUUUACGACUGUUUUAAAUUGUUACUUUUUUAAUGGUAACUUCCGAAUACUUUCUAACACACAAUGUAAUCAGUGCGUACAACUCAAUUUAAUGCAUGCAAAAAAAUUUUUACUUUCAAAUCAUAUGCUUGACUCAUCAAAUUAAUGCAUUUAGUUUCAUUAUUACGGUGUGCUUAAUUAAAUAUUUUGGCGAUUAAUGAUUCGUGGCAUGCUGCACGUAUCUGUUUGUUUGCGUAAAUUUGCUACGCCCUCUGUAACAUUUUUUGCAUAUCACCAAUUGCAGAGGGUUACAUUGCAGAGUAGAUCUCUUGAGUGUUGUGUCUAGGGAAAUGGCAUUUACAUUAAACAUUGAGAGAAUGUUUUUUUUUUUUUUCUCUCUCUCUCUUCUGCGAGUACUUAAUUGUGUUUCUUGAGCUGGUAAUAAUGGCAGUGCGAGAACAAGUUUUUCGUGAGCGUACGAGUCUGAAAUGCCUUAAAGUGAAAAAUACUGUGACACGGAACAAAACAGAGAAUAGUAGCCUGCCUCUCUUCUGAGCCACGUGCCAAGAUGUCACAAUUGAACUCUUUUCACAUGCUAUCACGUACCCACAGACUCGUCGAAUGAAAGCGUGUGCUUGUACUUGGCAUUUCUGCAUGUUGGAGUACCCAUGGCGCAACCUUGGCAGUGUUCUUCUCAACAGUUACCCGCGUGAAUGCAACCUUGUUUCAGUUUCAGUGACGCCUGCGUUUGGACAGAUAAAAGGCUUUAUUUUUUUCGCGCGCAUUAAAAGAUACAAAGGUUGUUCCUCUAAAAGAAGAAAAGUCCUAGCAACGGAAGGACACUUCAUUGUCAGAACUCUGUGUUCUUUUGGGCGCAACAAAGUACGAUGAAGAUCAAUUUUGGGAUUGUGUUAGGACAAAGUUGCUGGGCUUUCCCUGGGCUUUGGCCUUGCCUUCUACACUGCACUUCCAUAACUAGUAUGUUUCUCAAUGUGAGACACGCAGAAAGAACAGUCGAAGCUUUUUUUUCCUUUUUUUUCUUGGUACGUUCGGGAAACACUGUUGGAAAGAACACCGGGGCAAUGUUACGCAAGUCCGCUGCGACGUGAACGGCGUUUUCUUAUUUGCAGAAUAAAGUGGAGAUGUGUUGUACUUAUAAUCCCGUGUACAUAAAGGAAAGAGUUCCAUCCUUGCUCUCCUCAAACACACUGUCUGUGUUUCCCUUUUUCCCUUCCCACAUGCUAUGGAGUAAAAAGGAAGAAAGGAGAGACAAGCUUUACUCCCCAAUGUUCUGUGGCAGACUUUGAAGAAAAAUUUCUCCUCUGUGCUUUGAAAGUGUGUGUGUGUGUGUGUGUCGUCGGCGGACUCUCUCUAUCCUUUGUGUUGUGUUCCUGCGCGGACCACCGAGGGUCAUCCGCCGGACUUUUGUACAACAAGCCAAUUUGUAAAAUAUUUAUAGCAUACAUAUUUUUAUUAUGGUAUUGGUUUAGAGAGUUCACUACCUUGCUCAAGUGAUUUCUUUCAUUAAAAGUGUAUUAAAAUGA
This is a messenger RNA of Ornithodoros turicata, 9677 nucleotides long. It is a transcript of the gene PlexA, whose product is annotated as plexin-A2-like. Gene Ontology annotation, cellular component: semaphorin receptor complex; plasma membrane. Gene Ontology annotation, biological process: regulation of GTPase activity; regulation of cell migration; negative regulation of cell adhesion. Bases 779 to 6685 code for a protein of 1968 amino acids. The record is from RefSeq and is a predicted model, not a curated record. Lineage: Eukaryota; Metazoa; Arthropoda; Arachnida; Ixodida; Argasidae. The transcript is spliced from 40 exons. Gene Ontology annotation, molecular function: protein binding; semaphorin receptor activity.